This is a messenger RNA of Puccinia triticina, 2169 nucleotides long. RefSeq lists its product as uncharacterized. Gene Ontology annotation, cellular component: nucleus. The transcript has 5 exons. Bases 1 to 2169 code for a protein of 722 amino acids. The record is from RefSeq and is a predicted model, not a curated record. Gene Ontology annotation, molecular function: metal ion binding. Lineage: Eukaryota; Fungi; Basidiomycota; Pucciniomycetes; Pucciniales; Pucciniaceae.
AUGCUCCUAGUGGCCAGCUACUACUCCCGGCUCAACUCGGCCCUGCCCGUGGUCACCAAGACCACCUGGAAGCUGGCCCCCGCCCCCGCCGGCCCAAGCCCCGCCCGGCCCCACGCCGGCCGAUCCACCAAACUCAUCCUCAACCGGCCACCAAGCCAGCCCACCCCACAAGCCCCAGUCCCGCCGCCCUCCGAGCCCCUCCCGCCCCCCGCCUCCGCCCUCUCCGUCGCCGCCCAGCCCUUCCAGCCCGCCAUCCCGCCCCCCCAGCCAGACAACCCCGCCUCCCUCGCCCCCCCGCGCCACAUCUUGGCCCCCUCCCCCGUCUCCCAAGCCGCCGCCACCCUCGGCAACCUGCGCCUCGCCCCGACGCUGCCGGCCCCUGCCGCCGCCGCCAGCAAGCCGAACGAGCUCGUCAUCAACGGCGUCUCCUUCGUCCGCGACACCCAGGGCAAGAAGCUCGUCCGGAAGACCAGUCAGUCUCUCUCUCUCUCCAUGCCCCUCGCGCUCAUCGGCGGCACGACCUACGUCCGCACCAAGUCCGGCAACCUCGUCGAGCUCAGCGCGCUCAAGAAGUUCCAGGCCCAGAGACUCCACCAGCUCAAGCGCGCCAAACUCCUCGCCUCCGUCAACGCCAUCAAGGCCAGGUACACCCCCGCCGCUCGCUCGUACUCUUCUGUCCACUCGUGGGACCCGUCUAAGAAGACCACCCUCCACUCACGUCAUUCUAAACUUGCAACCAAAGUCUCGCGACCACCAUUAAUUAAAAAGAACGAACAGUGCCGAUUUUUUGCCAAGACCGGUGCCUGUCGAAACGGUCUGACGUGUGUUUACCAGCAUGAUCCAUCGCAGGUAGCGAUCUGUCCGCGGUAUCUGCGGAAGAAGUGUUCGUACUCCGCCAACUCGUGUCCGCUCUCGCACAAGCCGAACCCGCACAACAUGGAGCACUGCUCCCACUUCCCCCGAUGCAACAAGGCCGAGUGUCCCUAUCCGCACGUCAAGCCGACGACCGCGCAGAUCUGCCAAGAGUUUGCCGACCUCGGCUGGUGCUCGAAGGGCGCCCAGUGCGCCGAGCGGCACGUCCGCGAGUGUCCCGAGUUCAGCACCAAGGGCACCUGCUCCAACCCGGGCUGUCGCCUGCGCCACAUGAUCAACCGGAACCACAAGCCCGAUGGCGACGACGACGAGGACGACGAGGAGGGGGAGGCGGGCCAUCCGGACGACGACCGGCGCUCGGCCGCCGGGCCCGGGGGGUCGUCGGAUGCAGAGGCGCCCGGGGGGUCCGGCUCGGCCGGCCUGUUCUUCACCGACCUCACCGGCUCCGACCGUCCCAAGGGCAAACGCAAAGCUCCCAAACCGCCCCUCGACGCCCACCCGCACCGCGCCUUCACGGGCAUCAGCCACAACACCGAGGUCAACCCCGGCGCCAAACGCGCCAAGUACGACCAGAUGGCCGACAACUCGGACUUCGUCAUGUUCAUCUCCAGCGACGAGGACGCGCCUGGCGUGCGCAAGCCUGCUGGAUGCUCCGCCUCUUCCUCUGGGGAGGACGAGGAGGAGGAUCCGAGCAGCGUCGAUAGCGAGGAGCUCGAGAGCGUGUUCACCGACCAUCCCCUCGAACAAAGAGAGGAAGACAGCAUCCCAGCAGCAGCAGCAGAAGAACGAGACCAAGCACAAGACGCAACCGUCCCAGCAGCAGCAGAAGAAGAAGAAAGAGACCAAGCACAAGAAGCGUCCGGCCCAGCUGGACCCGAGGAAGAGGAAGAAGACGACCGGCCGCUCCCGACGCCCACCCACCCGCUCCCCCCGCGCCCCUCCUUCCUCCUCCCCCCCGCCUUCGAGCCCCUCCAGCCCGCGCUCAUCCCGCUGCCCCCCAGACCCAAGCCCUUGCCUCCUCGCCACCGCGCGGCUCUCGGGCCCGGCGAGGAGAUCGAGGAGGGCGAGAUCUUCGACGACGACGAGCUCCCCCCGCCGCUCUCUUCUGCCUCAGCGAUGAAGACGACGACGACGACGACGACGACGUCCAUGCCGUCGUCGACUAGAGACCCCCGCCGCCGUCUGCCCCAGCCCCGCUCUCCGCUCGAUCGCCCCCAGGACCCCGAGCUCUCUUCCGACGACGACGACGACGACGAAAUCGUCGCCCGUCUCCUCCUCGGCGCCAGCUCCCCGUAA